CUGGCCCCCCGCAGGUGGUCGGCUCUGGUCUGACUGUACUUUCGCUACUCCACUAUGUAUUGUGCAUACGGAGCAAUCAGCGCAGAGAGUACAUGCCUACUAUGCCAUCCACACGAAGAAGAAGCUUCGCCGAGGGCCCCAUGGCGCUAGAUCCGAGUCCACGGCCCCGUCCGGCAGAAAGUGCCUGGCGUUUAGUGUGGCGGCGAGUUGCCGGGGGGGCGGCGCCAAGUCAUGCAAUCAAACAUUCAAAGACCCUCUUUGCGGCCCUGGCUUGAUCCGACGCCAACGGGAAUUUCUUGACGCCCUCGACUUCUCGCUUUCCUGGGCUUUCCCUCCCGAUUCACCUCGUCCUGCCCUGCCUGGCGCGACUCUCCCCUCCCCCCCUUCAUCACUGCUACCAUGGCCGCCAACGUGAGCUUCGUCUCGCCCACGGCAGAUGCCAAAGCAGCCCAAGUCCUGCAGGAUUUCGACACCAGCGGCCUCCUUUCGUCCGUCGUGACUGGCCUCACCGUCUGGAAGCUGGCCUUGACGCUAAUCGUGACUGCUGUCGCAUACGACCAGUUCAAGUACAUUUGGAACAAGGGCUCCAUUGUUGGCCCUUCAUGGAAGAUUCCCUUCAUCGGCCCCUUCCUUGAGUCGGUCAACCCAGACUUCAACAAGUAUCAUGAAAAAUGGUCGUCGGGCCCGCUGAGUUGCGUCUCGGUAUUCCACAAAUUCGUCGUCAUUGCCUCAACCCGCGACAUGGCCCGCAAGAUCUUCAAUUCGCCAUCAUUUGUCAAGCCUUGCGUCGUCGAUGUCGCCUACAAGCUCUUGCGCCCCGAAAACUGGGUUUUCCUGGAUGGCCGCGCCCACGUUGACUACCGCAAGGGCCUCAACAGCCUCUUUACUCGCCAGGCGCUUGAACAGUACCUUCCUGGCCAAGAGGACAUCUACAACAAAUACUUCAAGCAAUUCGUCCAUCUUUCCCAGGUUGAGAACAAGGGCAAGCACGUGCCCUGGAUGCAGGAAUUCCGUCUGAUGAUCACGGCCCUUAGCUGCCGCACCUUUGUUGGCCACUACUGCUCCGACGAGGCUGUCAAGAAGAUUGCCGACGACUACUAUCUAAUUACCGCCGCCCUUGAACUGGUCAACUUCCCAAUCAUCAUUCCUUUCACCAAGACCUGGUACGGCAAAAAGUGCGCCGACAUGGUUCUCGACGAGUUCUCCAAGUGCGCCGCAAAGAGCAAGGUUCGCAUGGCUGCUGGGGGCAAGAAGGAGUGCAUUCUUGACUUCUGGGUCGAUAACAUGAUUCAGUCGGAAAAGUACCGCAAGAGGGUCGAGGCAGGCGAAAAGGUCGAUGACUCCGAGAAGCCCGCUACCGUGAUCCGCUGGUUCAGCGACAUUGAAAUUUCCAUGACCAUCUUCACAUUCCUCUUCGCCUCGCAAGACGCCACCUCCUCUGCCGCUACAUGGCUGUUCCAGAUCAUGGCCGACCGACCCGAGUACCUUGGCAAGAUCCGCGAGGAGAACAUCAAGGCCAGGAAUGGCGAUGUCCACGCCUCGCUUUCCCUUGACGCCAUUGAGAAGCUCCAAUGGACUCGUGCCAUUGUCAAGGAGACUCUUCGCUACCGUCCCCCGGUUAUCAUGGUCCCCUACCUUGCCAAGAAGGAUUUCCCCGUGACGCCAGACUACACUGUGCCCAAGGGCUCCAUGGUCAUCCCUACCACCUACAUGGCCCUCCACGACCCCGAAGCUUACCCUAAUCCCGAGUCAUUCGAGCCUGAACGAUGGAUCACUGGUGACGCCGAUCAGCAAACCAAGAACUGGCUCGUCUUUGGCACAGGCCCUCACUACUGCCUGGGACAGACGUAUGCCCAAGCCAACCUCAUGUUGAUGAUUGGCAAGGCGAGCAUGUUGCUUGACUGGGACCAUAAGGUCACUGACCAGAGCGAGGUCAUCAAGGUUUUUGCCACCAUUUUCCCCAUGGAUGACUGCCUUCUUACAUUCAAGGACCGAGUAGCGGCAUAGAUGCUCCGAGCCCAGCCAUGUGAUGCGCACUUUAGCGAGUCUUGCUUGCAUUUCCAUGCGUAUGGUUGGAGGU
Messenger RNA from Bipolaris sorokiniana ND90Pr, 2080 nucleotides. RefSeq lists its product as uncharacterized. NCBI's taxonomy places the organism in Eukaryota, Fungi, Ascomycota, Dothideomycetes, Pleosporales, Pleosporaceae. The coding region runs from base 400 to 2007 and encodes 535 amino acids. Gene Ontology annotation, molecular function: heme binding; monooxygenase activity; oxidoreductase activity, acting on paired donors, with incorporation or reduction of molecular oxygen. Gene Ontology annotation, biological process: sterol metabolic process. The record is from RefSeq and is a predicted model, not a curated record. The transcript is spliced from 4 exons.